Molecule: messenger RNA, 4737 nt
Organism: Coccidioides immitis RS
Lineage: Eukaryota; Fungi; Ascomycota; Eurotiomycetes; Onygenales; Onygenaceae
Product: TKL protein kinase
Exons: 5
Coding region: 1-4737 (1578 amino acids)
Biological process (GO): protein phosphorylation
Molecular function (GO): ATP binding; protein binding; protein kinase activity
Source: RefSeq, a predicted model, not a curated record
AUGGACUCGUCUAGUUCAGCUUUCUCACGGCUAUCCCUUGGAGAUAUUCUUACGCCACAAACCACAAGGCCCACGGACAAGUCCCUUGCCGGCGAUACAGAUAUCUUUCAGAUCGACAGGUUUAUCAGUGAAAGCUUUGAUAGCGGACUACUUAUUCUUGAUGAAAACGAGUUUGAGAGGGGUGAAUUCCUUGGAUCUGGGAGGUCUAUGUCCACAUACAAAGGGAAAUGGAAGUCCAGAUCGAGGCCCGUUGCUCUGAAGUAUAUCAACCUUUCUCCUCCAGUGGGAACGUCAUCUGCUGCUGCUCGUGGCACUGAACUUCAAAGUAUAUUAAGAUCUGCGGCAUUAGAGCUAAGAGUGCUCCAACAUGAGACCACUCGCAUCCAUCCAAAUAUAGUGGAAAUUUUGGCAGUCUCCUGGCAACAGAUCACUACGCUAACUGGUCAAUGUGAAAUAUAUCCUAUUCUGAUAAUGGAGCUUGCUUGUCCGGAUUAUCCUACCCUAGGAGAAUUGGCUAAGAAGGAGUUCCACAAUCUUUCACUGACCAUCAGACUUUCACUCCUCAGGGAUGUAUUUGAAGGCAUUGCUGUUCUGCAUGAACUUGACAUCGUCCAUGGAGACCUCAAACCUGACAAUGUUCUGAUAUUUCGUGAUGCAAGUGGAAAUCUAACGGCAAAGAUCUCCGACUUUGGAUUCUCCCAAGUUGAGUUACCGGCUGGUAGCCCAAGCUUUGGAGCUGGAGGGACAGAAUACUGGAACGCCCCAGAAUGUUUGAGGGAUGCUCCCGAUCCCCUUGCGAUUUUCAGAAAGGAAAAGUCGCGGGACUUUUACUCCUAUGCCCUCUUGGCCGUUUCCAUUUUUCUAGGAGAGCCACCGUUUGACAAGCAAGGUUGGAAUCUUGCCGAAAUUUCGAGGAUGAAGUUGCAAGACGAGAUUAGUGGACAGUUCGCAUCGCGAUGGAGAUUUAUAGAGUCAAGAUUCAAGCAAGAUCCAACGCAGUGGCGUAAUCUGUCGGGUCCACUCCUCUGGGAGGUACUGCGGAAAGAUGGCUGGAGCCCUGAAGAGGAUCUUCCCUUGUCUCUACUGAGGUUGAUUCCAAAGAUGUUACAGCUGGAGCCAUCAAAAAGACCGACAACACAUGAAAUUCGAAGUGCCUUUAGGCUUUGCACAGGCGACAGAGUUAUUAAGCCAAAGGUUAACCGGGUGAAAAACGAUAAACAUGUCAUAUUCGCGGGGGGAGCUGCCUCCGUAAUGGGCAACCGUUCAACUCGGGCACACAGUCUUUGCAACCCCGCAAUUCCGCAUAAUUUACGGUUCGCGUUAUUUAAGAGUUUCCUAGUCUCGGCAAGGGAUCAGAAUCAAGCAAGGAGGACAAACGCUAUGGUAAACAUUGGCUAUUGCAUGAUAAAUGCGUUUGGGACACGGUUUGAUCUCCCUGAAGCUAUAGUUUGGUUUGGUAGAGCUGGCAUGGAAGGUGAUACAACGGGCCAGGAGAUGGUAUUCAGACUAGAAAGAGUUCUGAAGAAAAGCGCAACGGAGCUCGUCCUGGGACUGAAUAAUUCAACUCGAGUCAACUGGAUGGUGACGUGCCUUCUGCGAGAUCUUGGUGCUCCUCAACUUCCUAACAUUCUGCCGCCAGAAAUUCAUUUGGAGCGACCACAAGAUAAAUUGAAAGACAUUCUUCUAGGAUUCGAACCGGAACUGGUGGAGAGUGGCCUGAGGCGUGCCGUCGAUGACGCGAUUAUCAAAACUCUGGCGCCACAGAGCAAAGAUUAUAGUAAAGAUCCGGCUUGGAAGAGCUUCCCAGGGUUAUGGGAUGCAGUAGUCAGCGACGACCCUGCCGCUGUAAGUGAGCUCCUUGACGUCAACGAUCCCCGGUGGACUCCAAAUGUCAGGGAGACCUUCAUUCUCACCGCUUUGGAGCAAAGGGCUAUGAAUGUCCUACGAUCUCUUGUCUAUGAACACAAGUUCUACAUAGACAAAGUAUUUGAGAUAGCAUUAGGGAGAGCUUUUCUCAAAUCAGACACGGAAAUGAUUGCACUUCUACUAGCUCUUGAAGUUCCUUGGGACAUCAUGUUUGGCUCUAAUUCUCUGAACUCAGUACUCACUGGCUGCACGGUAACAACAAUUACGGUGGCGCUGAGGUUGUUCAGCUAUCUGAAAGUUGACGAUAGUACAGAAUACUCUCCAUAUUGGGAUGAAGGAGUAUUACGCCGGGAGAUCAUGGAUGGCAUUCAGCCAGGCAUGUGUAGCCUUCCUAGCGAUGUUGGAACGGUUGACAACUAUGCACCACCUAUCUUCGAGACCAUUGUCUAUAAUAGGCCUCUCAAUUUAUGGCUUAUUCUGUCUCUCGGUGGCAACCCGAAUGUCAGGUAUAUGGGAAUGACAGCGCUCCAUUUCGCCGUGAAGAUGCUUCGUCCGUUGCUUGUGGCAAUGCUUCUCGCUUUUGAUGCUGACCCAAAUACGAGAGACACCAGGCAUGAAUAUGAGACUCCUCUUCAUCAAAUAUCUCGCCAACACAUGCGUCCGCUGAAUACCCCCAGGGAUACAUAUUUUCAGGCCCUUGAUGUCUUCGGUGACAAGUUUGUCCCUGCGCCUGAAUACCCAGACGAGGAUAACAAUCACAGGCGACUUAUCAUUCGCCUUCUUGUUGAAUACGGUGCUGACCUCAAUGCACUAUGCGCCGAGGGUAUGACACCACUCACCAAAGCUGUCCUUUCACAAUUACCACACGCGCCUAUUAUCGCAAAAUAUUUGAUUGAGUUGGGUGCAGACUCCUCAAUUGCAGGAGCAUCUGGCUUUUCUUCAUUGCAUGCUGCCAGCACAAAAGGCAGUUUACAGCUUUUAAGAUAUAUUUUAUACUUGCCAGGCCUCUCUAUGUUGAAUCUACGCUCAAACAAUGGGACGACGCCUCUAAUGGCAGCAUCAACUGACGAUGACCGAGCACACCAUCUUAUUGAGCUAUUGGAGGCUGGAGCGGACAUAGGUCUUCGAAAUAAUAGCGGCCACAAUGCCCUCUCCAUAGCGAUGAAGCACUCCCGAAAGAUUAUUUUUGACAUUCUGGUUACGCAUAUCACACAGGUUCCGCCCCGUCUGCGGGAGGCAGUUUUUGUGAAUGCAGUCUCUGGUAUUACGGCCGCUCACGAUGCGUUUGCCUCCAAGGACCAAGAAAUGAUACCACAUUUUCUACGUCGAAUGAUACCCAUUAUGACGCAUUUUCACCGGCCAAACAAAUCUGGCCUUACACCGCUGCACCUUGCUGUGCUUAAGAAGCAUACAGCAGCCCUGAGACUUCUACUGGAUAACGGGGCCAAUGUAGAUGCAAAAACUGACAAAGGAAUGACCCCCCUGGAUCUUGCACGCGGACUUCGUGAGCGUACCUUCGUUAAUAUACUUCUUCGUUGGAAAGGAGAGAGUCAAAUGAGAAACGAACCUCCUUUGGCGCCAGAACAGUUCCAAUCAUUAUCCGCGGCUUCUGCUCAAUACGCCGAUGAAGUAGCAAGCAUGCACGGUGAAGGGAAUGGUUCCACGUCUCAGAGCGCAGAAACUGAUUUGCAAGCUGCACGUUACAAGCAGAAGCUCAUGAACGAUAGUCAAUAUAUACCCAACGAUCGAUUCACUCGGGAUACUGCUGACCCGUCGAAAGGAAUUACCAAGAUAGAGGAGGUCCACUCGAAGAUGCUGGAAAUAUCCGUAUCGAGAAAGGGAGAGCAGGACUAUACUUCGCUAUGGAGGAUGAACAAUUUAGGAUGCGUGUACGAGCGGUUUGGUAGAUUAUUUAACGCCGAGACCAUAUACAGAAAGGGUUGGAAUAUAUCUCUUGAGGUUCUCGGGAACAAUCAUAUUCUUACGGCGGAUUUUGCUAACAAACUAGUCCGAGUCUUGGAGGACCUGGGUCGGCCUGAGGACCCAGUGUUGACCGAAUGGAUAUCCUGGUAUGGGAAGGAUACGUUGGAGCCACCACUCUUUCAAUUGCGGUCUCAACCGGGCAAUGCAUAUAGCGGUUCUACUUCAUCCACUCGGCCAGAAGUCGAAGAGAUUUGCGCGCGCCUGGAGUGCAACAACUCCAGUCGGCUUACAUGCCAAAAGUGUUUGGUAUACAGAUUCUGCUCGGAGUCAUGCCGCAGCCUUGAAUGGGAGGAUAAGACGAGCAGCCACAGCCGUGAAUGUAUUCAUUCUUUGACCUCAGAAGAAACCCCGGCUAUCGUUUCCCAAAAGUUGGUUCCAGAGGACCCUUACGCACAAAAGCUGACUAGUUUCAUUUACUCUCGUAUAAUGGCUGGUUUCAUAGAGAGCGACUUUGGUGAACGUCCUCCAACUGUCUAUUCUGCUCACUUGAUCUUAUAUGACCCGAAAGCGUUCCAUACUCCAGUCAGAUUUCGAACGAAGAAGAACACAGCCGUCAUGUUUUUAUCAAAUGGCGGUUUUCAGUACUUGUUCAAAGCAACAGAUUCCCAAUGGAAAACACCAAGAAGAGCAGAUAUGAUGCUGCUGUACACAGAGGUUGAUUUUUGGGUGUCUCCUCCACGAGAGUCAAUGCCGCAGCAAUCUCCCGCAGCGGCAGCGGCAGCUGAUGGUACCACAGCAAAUACGGAGAUGCUUUUGUUGGUGGAUUAUAUUUAUCUAGAUUUCCCAAAGGCGCAGGAGCGGAGGCAGCAGCGUCUUAGCAGUGUGAACACUGACAUUCGGGUUAUUCAAUGCGAUUAUGCUGGACAGAAGCAGAAGAUGACAAAUUAA